Stomoxys calcitrans (stable fly) is the source of this 4114-nucleotide messenger RNA. RefSeq names its product limbic system-associated membrane protein. Gene Ontology annotation, cellular component: neuron projection membrane. The record is from RefSeq and is a predicted model, not a curated record. Gene Ontology annotation, biological process: synapse organization. NCBI's taxonomy places the organism in Eukaryota, Metazoa, Arthropoda, Insecta, Diptera, Muscidae. The coding region runs from base 1763 to 2809 and encodes 348 amino acids. The transcript has 8 exons.
UAGUCGCGUUUAGGAUAUGACAUAGUCAGGACGUCUUCUAUGCGAAUAGGCGGAAUCGCGAAUAGAAAAAAAUCACAAAAAAAAGAAUCAAAGCAAAUCUCUCAUGUAAAAGGGGUAAAAAAGAGGUGACAACAAAGAAAAUUAAAAAAAAAGAAAAUAAUUAUUUUUUAACAUGUAAUUAAAAAUAAAUAAUAAAAAUAAAAACAAGUGUUACAACGGAAAUAAAUUAACAAAAAAAAAGUCAAGCAAAAUUGGCAAGAAAAAAAAACCGAAACAAAAUCUGUGUAAGAGCAUAAUAAAAAGAAAGAACAACAACAUUGUUACCGACAAUUGAGCGUAAGCUGCACCAAAAGUAAUUGAAAACGGAUUAAGUCAAGCAACCAAGCGACUUUCAUCUUUGCUAUGCUGUAAGGCGAGAGCAAACAAAAGAACUUUUUUGUCUGUGCUGCCCCCUUUUUUGUGUGCUCGCUGUGACGAGAGUAUGUUGGCGAAUGCGUUGACUUUGACGUUGACGCCAUUUAUGAGCCAAUGCUGCUGUUGAUGUUGAUGAUGAUGGAAAAUAGAUGGACUCCCUGUGUGUUGUAAUAUGAGGAGGAAAUUUGUGAAAUUGUGCGUGUUAAAUGUGUUGUUGUAAUUGUGAACGAGCAAUCGUAGACGCCGAACGUCCAAACGAAAUCAAAACAAACGAAUGAACCGAAACUUCGCCCAACCCCACCACCAGCAAACCCCCUUGGCACAGUGAAAAAAAAAAAAAAAAUUCUCGUUAUUGUAUCGUCUUGUCCCAAUCAGCCACCCUAGUAUCGGCUAAGCUCCCCGCAGCUUGAAAACACCAUCAAAAAAUAUUCGGCCAACAAAAACAUCACAUGGUUGUACAAAAAAGAAAAUCGAUAAAAAGAUAAAUUCUCUGGUGCGAGUGCCAGCCAGUCAGCCAUCCAGCCAUUCAUUCAGUGGUAGUGAGUGUUGUUGUGUACCAAGCCAAAGCCAAAGCCAAAGUGUAUGUGAGAACAACUAAACAAAAAGUCAACAACAAAAACAAAACCAAGUAGUAGAUAAAGAGAAAGAGCAAAAGAGCGACAGAGCGAGAGAGAGAGAGAGAGAGAGAGCCAGCAAAAACAACAACCACAUAGGAAAUUUGUAAAAGGAAUAAAUACCCAAGAAAAAAAAUAUGAUGACACUAAUGCUGCUGUCUGAAAGAUGCAACAUUGUGGCUAAGAAAUUACCAUGCUCGAGUAAUUAAAAUAAUCUGUGCGACCAACCAAUAACGGAUUUCGUUUUAUCAACUGCAGGAAGUUGGGUAAACUACGACGCAGUGCGUACGUAAAAAAAAGAGAGGCGGAAUUCCAAUAAAUUUCAAAUCAAAUACAAAACAGAUGAAAACAGCGAGAUAAGGCAAAACAAUAAAGUCUCUAAUAGAUGUUUAGAAUAUGAAGCCAAUUAUUAUAAAUGAUUGUCAAUUUAAAUAUGCAAAACAUCAUAAUCAUCAUCAUCACAAGCAGCAGCAGCAACAGCAACAACAACAACAACCAAUUCAACAUCAACAUCAAUUCCUUGCCGAUAUCAAACAAAGACUAUUAGAAACAUAAAAGGACAUUACUCUGCUUUCAAUAACCAUAAUAGAGAGAUCAAGAAUUGAAUUGAAAAAUAGGAGGAAAAAAAACGAGAGAGCGCUACCAAGCAACAGCAGCUAUUGCCAUUAUCAUCAUCUAGAGCAGCCAGCAGCUCAACAGGAGCGGCAGCAGCUAUAUCACAGCCGUGGGAAGAGAUGUUAUUGGCCAGCUUGAAUUUCCAUCGCCUGGGAUGUUUGAUUAAUAUGCAGCUAAUCUUUCUUAUACUGCUGGAAAUGAGAUUAAUAUCGGGCGAUGUUUCCUCACAUUAUUGGGAAACUCCAUAUUCGCAGCCAUACUUUGACAACUCCUCCAGACGUGAGGUCACCUCAAUUGUGGGUCAGGCUGCCCUGCUGCAGUGUCGUGUACGCAAUCUAGGCGAUCGAGCUAAGGUCUCCUGGAUACGAAAACGAGACUUACACAUAUUGACAGUGGGCAUACUCACCUAUACCAAUGAUCAACGAUUUCAAUCACUACACACUGAGGGUUCCGAUGAAUGGACAUUGCGGAUAUCAUCGCCACAGCCCAGGGAUUCGGGGACAUAUGAAUGUCAGGUGUCGACGGAGCCUAAAAUUAGUCAAGGAUUUCGUUUGAAUGUUGUGGUGUCAAGGGCAAAAAUUCUGGGAAAUCCUGAACUAUUCAUAAAAAGUGGCAGUGACAUAAAUUUAACUUGCUUGGCCAUGCAAUCACCUAUACCGCCCUCUUUCAUUUAUUGGUACAAAGGCAAACGUUUGAUGAACUAUUCCCAACGCGGUGGCAUCAGUGUGAUAACAGAAAGAACGACACGCACCAGCAAACUUUUAAUAUCGAAGGCAACACCAACCGACUCUGGAAAUUAUACAUGCUCGCCCAGUAGUUCAGAUUCUGCCUCGGUGGUGGUGCACGUCAUCAAUGGUGAACAUCCAGCAGCCAUGCAGCAUGGCAAUAAUAGCGCUUCGACCAUAGUUCCCUACUACCGUCGGCGACGUGGUGGUGCUCAUGGUCAUCAUCAGCAUCAUCGCCCUGUGCUGCAUGGAUCAUUGUCAUUGUCUGAGACCAUAGUAGGAUGGGCAAUGGCUAAUAUCACCUCCCUAUCAAGUAUUCUAUGGUCGAUAAUUGAUUUUAUGUUGGCAACAAAUUGUUGCCUGGUAUUCAUGGGAAUCGCUCUCUCACAACGAUUGCUGCACACAAGUGGGCGUUUGGGACAACGCCAAGUGCCCAGGUGACUGUAGACGGCAAGCGAAAAAGCCCAAUACAUUGAGGACUGUAACGGAUCUGAAGCGAAACUAAGACAAGGCCGCCCAUAAUCACCAUCAAUACUACUAACAUAAUUAUUAUCGUUGUCACCAUAGUCAUAAACAUAGCCAUCGCCAUCGCCAACGCCAUGCCAUCGCCAAUCAUCAUUAUCCUUGUCAUCGCCGAAGUAUUAGUAGUCACAUCACAAAGUAGUUCAUUGUCAAACAAAAAGCGAAUGCUAAAAGGGUAGGGGCCAUGACUCUCUUUUGCCAUUUCCUUGAGAUCGUUUGUCAGGAGGAGAAGAACGUUAGAUCCUAAAUUCCAAUGUUUUUUUUUUAAGUUUUUAUAUAUUCUACACACAAAACAGGAGCUAAUGAGUUUGUCCAAAGAGUAGAGAGAGAAAGAGAGAGCGUUAAAGCAAAAGAGCAGAUAACAUUCCUCCCCUACCACAGAUACCAUCAUUCAUGCUAACAUUUAACAAUAAUAAGAAUAACGAAAACUGGGGUUUCCACCAACGAUGGUGAGACGAUGGCCGAUUUCGGCCCCACACAGAUCCAAGGCGGCAAUGUAAUAGUGUUUCAAUGUGUGUGGCUGUGUGUGUGUGGGUGUAGAUGUCACCACAACAUCACACCACACCACACCACACAAAACUCUCCCCACAACACACAUAGCGUGAGAAUACGAGAAAAGUAAGAAAAAACUUUGCAUUUGUUUAUAUUGUUCAUAGUUAUUAAUUAUUACUAUUAUUAUUAUAAAUAUAAAUUAAGUAAGUUUAAAGAUUUUAAUUAUGUAUAACAUAAUAUUAAGUAGAUAAAAGUAAAGGCAAACAUUUCCAAAUGGUUUUACAUUUUCGUACCCCCUCCUUUGCCACAUAAGUUUGAGCAAAUGGUUUGAACUUUAAACAAACAAACAAAAAAAAAUAAAAUAAAAACCACAUUUAAAAAACUUUUUCAAAUCGUCAAGGCGAUUGAUAUCAUUUUUUUAAUACAAAUUUUAAUAUAUAAUUUUAAAAAUAUUUUAAUAAUCCAAAUAAAUAAAAACAAAAACGUAAUUUUAUGUAAUAAGCCAGAAUUUAAAUUAGUUUUAUUCCAAGCUAUCAUUUGCUUAAACUUAUUUGGCAUCAUUUGAAUUUGAAUAGGACUUCAUGCAUUCAUCCAGAUGACAGGGUACGAAAAUAACACCAGACAUAAUAAUUAUAAUAAUAAUAAUUAUAAUACAAAACCAAAAACAAAAACCAAUAAUGAAAAUUAAAAAUAAUUAUAAAAUAAAUAAGUAAAUGAUCGAAUGAAAAUAAA